GUCCUAAGAAAGGAGAGGGGAGAGAGACCCACAGAGACAGGGUCCAGGGACAGUGGAAGGGCCUGGGGCUGCCAUCUGGGAGCCAGCUCCAGACCCCUGCCCCCAGGGGCUGUAGGGGCUGAGACAGACAGACAUCCUUCAGACACACAGACAGAGGAGACAAGGAAGGGGUGUCAGAGCCAAAGAGUCCAGAUAGACUGACAGGGAAGGGGGGCAGGGACAAGAGAGGGACAAGGACACAAAGAGAGGAACGAGAAGGGAGAGGGCAGGGCAGAGGAGAGGAGAGAAAAAGAAAGAAGGAAAAGGGAAGAGAAGAGAAGGAAAGGGAAAGAAGGGAGAGGAGAACAGAGCUUUUGGGCCACAGCACCAGGAGCCUUUGAAGCUGCAGGCGGUGUCCCCAGGGCCAGGGGUCAGGCCAGGUCACCAGCAUCGUCGUGGGCAGGCCCGCAGCAUGAAUGGCCCCGCACUCCUGAGGAGAAAUGCUAGCAAACGGGGCCUGGAGAAGCUGCUGAGGCUCACAACUCAGUGGAGAGAAGAAGACAAAGAAGAGGCUGCCCGUGAGCAGCGCCAACGGGAGCGAGAGAGGCAGCUGCAGGACCAGGACCAAGACAAAGUUGAAGAUGAAGGAGAUCAUUCUCUGGAACAGCCAGAACAGCAGGCACUCCUCAGUCUAAAGUCCUCUGAACUGGAUGAAGAUGAGGGUUUUGGUGACUGGUCCCAAAAGAUGGAGCAACGGCAGCAAUGCUGGGAGAAUGAGGGGACUGCAGAGGGUACUGAGCCCUCUCAAAAUGAGAGUCCAGAAGAGACGCAGGCAGAGGACAGGUCUCAACAAGUCAAAGUCCACCUGGAAGAGUUAAACCUGAGCCAGGAGGAGCCCAGUCCAGAGGAUACUGUUGGGAGUUGUGAGGAGGCAGAAGAGAACCUGGCAAGUCAUCAGGCCAGGACCCCCAGUCCUUUGGCCUUGGAAGAGACUGUUGAACCGAGUUCACCUCCCCUAAGCCCCACCACCACACUGGCUGACAGGACCGAGUCCCUGAAUCGUUCCAUAAAGAAGAGCAACAGUGUGAAGAAGUCCCAACCAACCUUGCCCAUUUCCACAAUUGAUGAGCGCCUGCAGCAGUAUACCCAGGCCACUGAGUCUGCUGGCCGGACUCCCAAGCUGUCCCGACAACCCUCCAUAGAGCUGCCCAGCAUGGCUGUGGCCAGUACCAAGACUCGUUGGGAGACAGGAGAGGUACAGACUCAGUCUGCCUCCAAGACACCCUCCUGUCAGGAUAUUGUAGCUGGAGACAUGAGCAAGAAAAGCCUGUGGGAGCAGAAAGGAAGCUCCAAGAUCUCAUCCACCAUCAAGAGCACCCCAUCUGGAAAGAGGUACAAGUUUGUGGCCACUGGACAUGGGAAGUAUGAGAAAGUGCUCGUGGAUGAGGGCUCAGCACCUUAGAUCAUGGAUGUAUCUUGGAGAGACUCCACUCAGAUGCCACUCCCAGCCCUGACCAAGAAGUCGCUUCCUGUUGCCAGUCUGGCCUGCUCUGGAGCCUCCAACAGCCCAACUGCCACCUCCCCUCCUCUUGCUCCUGGACCCUCUAUCUUCUAUGCCCUCUCAUUCUUUGACUGACCACCCCCCCAACUCUGCCUCUCAUCAUCAGCUAAAGGAACCACUCCCUAGAGGAGCCAAGAGCUCCCAAAGAAGAAUGGAGGAGAGAAGGCCAGUAUCUCAAUCAGAUCCAAGGGGUACCUGUCCCCAUGCUGAAUGUUCAGGACUCUUAGUCCUGUUCUUCCCUGUUUGCAGAUCCCCCAUUUUAUGUAAUAAAGCACCUUGAGUGGCCCCAUGCAGUGGCUCUCCUGUGCUCACUAACAGGGAACCUGGGUGGUCAGAACAGAAAGUGCCACAUCUGUUGGCCACCCCACACUGCAUAGCAUACAUCAUCUCUGCAGGCAAUUCUGUCUUGUCCUAUGGCCUUGCAGUGUGUUAUGGUCCAGGAUCUUAGGUAUGGGGUGACCCAAGUUGAGGUAUCAACAAUGGAUGUGGCUUAACUCCUCUUCCAGAACAUUGGUGACACUUCCUUGCCUGAAUAAAAAUAAACCUACUAGCACCUGAA
Messenger RNA from Cricetulus griseus (Chinese hamster), 2099 nucleotides. The record is from RefSeq and is a predicted model, not a curated record. NCBI's taxonomy places the organism in Eukaryota, Metazoa, Chordata, Mammalia, Rodentia, Cricetidae.